Aplysia californica (California sea hare) is the source of this 3842-nucleotide messenger RNA. RefSeq names its product receptor-type tyrosine-protein phosphatase zeta. Gene Ontology annotation, biological process: protein dephosphorylation. Lineage: Eukaryota; Metazoa; Mollusca; Gastropoda; Aplysiida; Aplysiidae. Gene Ontology annotation, molecular function: protein tyrosine phosphatase activity. The record is from RefSeq and is a predicted model, not a curated record.
AAGUGAGUUUUCAAACAAAUUAGGGAGUACAUCACUGUAAAAACUACUGGACGUGCGGAGUGUAAGCUGUGAACCAUUGAAUACGAGGAUGACCUGCACACAUGCACAGUUCCCCAACUGAUGUGAAACGAGUGGAAAGCAACUAUUGUUCAACAUCUGCACGUACAUCUGGCUGUACCAUGGGCGGGCAUCAGACAUGCACUACAGCUUUGGUUUUGUGCUUUAUGACCUGUGGUCACAUGACGAUGAGCAAGCCCGUGGGUAGUACACGAAGUAGUGACCAACUGUUUCCAAACAACAUCGAAUCUUUUGCUUUUCAACAUCAAUCAGCUACUUCAGCUUCACAACUUUCACAAAAUUACCGCAGACUUUCGCCUGGAAGAGAUACUCGAGUAACAGACAGUGAGAAAGUAAGAAGGUAUGCCUGGAGACGUUUGAAUAGACCCAUUACACGGGACCUUACAGCUGCCCAAUCCAAUACGCACGCCUUACUCUUCCCAAAAUCUCCUCGACAAGUUAGAAAACACCCAGAGAACGUCCAGCGUAGCUUUCCUACUUCGUCAGAUAAGAAUAUACGAGCUCUGUGUUGCGUUUACUCGGAUUCGGGCCAUGCACCUCUGUCGUCUGAACUUAGACAAAGGGAUAAAUCUGACCUGCUCGUUAAAAACGUUAAAAACGUCUCUUCUAAACAAUCUUAUAGGGACUACACGAAAGCAGGGAACAAAAAUGCAUGGCUCGGUGCAUUCCAAUACAAAAGAAAACAUCUACGCCUCAAAAGAAACCUCGAAACUCUUGAAUUUCAGACAGCAACGUUCCAAAGCGGGCAAGGUUUCAGCUCCAUAACUGACACUCAUCUUGGUGAAACUAACAAGAAAGGAAAAGUAUAUAUAAGUAAAGUGCGUGAUAAAAAAGGGAAAAGACUCGGUAAAGUGUCGAGAAGACAUCGCAGGUCCGAGUCAAGCAUUCCUCUAUUGAACAAUAACGACGUGUCCGUGACUGAUGAAGCGGAAAUUCAAGAUUCGUUUGCGCAUGAGCCAGAGGAAGGGGACCCCGAUAUUGAUCAGCCGUUCCCCGACAUGACGUCAGACCAUUCCCCAGGCAUGCACCUUCAUGAUGGUGUCGAUGCCGAUCCAUCAGACCCAUCCGAUCCAUCCGACUACAGCGAACAAGACACUCCAUCCAACAACCUGCCGCUCACUGAUAACUAUGGGUCUCAUCUCACUGCAGGGGUUGGCCAACCUAUCGGUUCUAACCACCCCCACGACACAGAUGGCGCGGUUGACAUAUAUAGUGGGGAGAACCUGCCUUAUAUUCCUGCGUUCGGUGACAACAACACAGCGGCGGCAGAAGGUGAGCAGAAUUAUCCUGGCACCAUCAACACGGGUGACGGGGUUAUCACAGCUGACACUGGGGAUGAGAAUAAACAUAGAAUUAACUCAUCAGAGUCCGAUAGCGUUCUUCCUGACCGCAGUGAAUCGGGUAUGUCUUCUGACUACGAAAUCAUCACUCCAACCUCUUCGUUUCCAUUUACAAAUUCGAUAGCAGUCAGUGAAACAUUACUUCCCUCUGCUUUUGACAUCCAGGAUUCAUCGACGUCAUUGAUGCCAGUAAGCAUUAUUGAUACGUUUACUGAGAGUCUCCCCGAUUCAACAUUCAGUGGUAGUACUCAAAGAGCAGUUUCCUCUUCUGACAGUGGAGACAUCCUCCACGCAUCAGCAGACCCAGAUGUUCAACACAGUGUGUCUCCGGUUCUGACAGAUCUCAUAACAACACGCAGUCUCCCUGGAACUCACGACCUCACUCUGGAUGCUUCAUUGUCUGUGGGAUUAAGCGUUUACCCAACCUCAUCAGAUUUAUUCGAUUUGUCGGAGCAAUCUGACAUGGAUACAUCGUCCUCAAUACUGACAACUACCCCUUCUCUUCCCUUCGUAUAUUCUGUUACCGUUUCAACAUCGCAGUAUGAGCCGUCUUUCCUUCCCUCGUCUGUUUCUCGUGUACAUGAAACUGAACCUACAGCAAUGACUUCUGUUACACAAGAUGGCUUACCACCGCCGUUUACAGGGACAACGAAGAGUGAUGUAAAGAUUGAAGACAGCGACAGCAGCGAAACCAAUGACUCUGAAUCGACACCCACAACUCAAUCGGGUUCCUCGACGAGGAACAGAGUUGACCUUGAAUCUCAACCUUCUCAGAGCUCAACCCAGCCUACACUCAACCAAGCCACUUUGCCCACAUCGUUACUCGAGGAAGAAGAGAUAUUCAAUGCCACAGAUGACGGUGGUGGGGGACUUAUUAUGAGUCCGAAUCUCCAAAGUUCAAACAACGCCCCACCUCUUCCAACGCGAAGACCUGCAACGACUUCAACGUCGGAGCUAUCAAAUAAUUUUACUGGAAACGCCCUCCCAGACGAGCGUUCAGAUAGACCGUACACAGAGGAAGAGACGGACGUCACAGUCCCUGCAGUAUUCGGUGACGUGUCAGAACUAGAUGAUGGGGAUUCUCCUUCGGGGAACUCACAGGAUGGGGCUGGGGAGACAGCGGACGAAGAAGAGGAGACUGGCCCGGCUGUUGCCCCUGACAUCAGUGAUAAAACAUCAACACAAAGCAUGACAACAGCUCCAGGAGAGCCUCAAGUCCCUGUCGAUGACCAGAGCCGGAUGGGUGAACAAGGGGGUAGCAGUCUCCGCACCACUAAGGCUCCAACACCAGCUACUCCGGACAUACCUAUUUCCUUCGUGGAGCUCAAGCUGAGUAUGUCCUGGCCGGACUUCUGCGACAGCGAGGUCAACAUCUGGGAGGAGUUGCUGGAGAUCGUGAAUGACCAAGGUGGACAGAGAGACGUCACAGUUGACCAGAUUCAGAUGCUAAACAGACAGGAGGAAGAGUGCGUGCGUGUGGACAUAAUCGAAAGUGAAGAGAUUUUUGUCCGGAUGUACCUGACAAACAAGAGCCACCACUAUGACAGAGGACUCACCAUUGUUUGUGCCCAGGUUCUAGAGGCUGGGCCACAGCUUGGAGAAACAUCCAUUAUUAGGAACAAGAUAAUCAUCCGGAGACGCCACAGCGGUAGGGGUCUGCUAGGUGGGGGUCUCAACUGUAGUUUUAGUGUGACGAGCGCAGACUCCAUCCAACUGUCUUCAGUGACCAAGUCGCGACCAAACAGUGGAAUGACCAACAUGGCUCUGGAGAUGUUGGACCCGGAGAGAUGUGCGCCCUACUGGCCUGAACUGAGCGGGAAGAGCGCCGCACAGAAACAUGGCCACUUCCAGGUGGAGUUAAAACACAAGGAGGUCAGCCAGGAGUACAUCAUGUCCACUUUGGAGAUCAAUAACCUCAGAAAGAUUGAAAAGCGACAGAUUAAGCAUUUUUGGUACACAUGCUGGCCCAUGAAAGGCACACCGGAGCCAAUCUCCCUGGUCAAGUUAGUCCUCGAUACUCGGCCAGCCUUCGAGAACAAAGGGUCUCCACUCAUCGUUCACUGCAGUCCGGGAACUGGUAGGACCUGCACGUUCAUCGCCCUAGAUCUGUGCAUGCGGCAGUUCGAAUCCCGGCGUCUGGUCGACGUGAUGAAGACAGUUAACAACAUGAGACACGAGCGAGCAGGGGCCAUUCAAAACAAGGAACAGUAUAAUCUGGUGUACAAUGCUAUCAACGAGUAUGCCACCAUCUUAGUGAGCCCUAUGGUGUCUGCUGCUUCCUCUGCCACCACACUGCAUGCUUUGCUCCCGGGCUGAAGUGCAGCGUACUGACUACUACUGUGACAAGCGCAGUAUCUAUUCGGAGACGGCCCCGACGGAAAUAGACCAAUCAAAAUGCUUUGUGCCUCUUGACCAAGUAAAAAA